Messenger RNA from Abrus precatorius (Indian licorice), 1704 nucleotides. RefSeq lists its product as uncharacterized. The coding region runs from base 1 to 1704 and encodes 567 amino acids. The transcript has 4 exons. The record is from RefSeq and is a predicted model, not a curated record. NCBI's taxonomy places the organism in Eukaryota, Viridiplantae, Streptophyta, Magnoliopsida, Fabales, Fabaceae.
AUGUUACUGCUUGGCUCUGUUGAGCUCUUGGGCGAUAUGCGUAAAGGAGUGGCAAAGUUUGAUGCAUCAGCAUUAGUGAGUCUAUGUAAAGAGAGGAAGGAGUUUAUUAAAGCUGCUAAGUAUUGUAGGUUUGAUUUAGUUUCAUCCUUUGUGUUGUACUUAGAAUCCCUUUUGGAGUUAGGCAAUGCCCUCAACAAAUAUGUGGAACAAGAGUUGGUGAUCCUUGAUGAUUGCUGUGCCCAAAUUUCUCUUUCUGAUUUUGAUCCAUGCGAAGAAAAUUUCCACUUGGGAUUUCCCUCCUCUGACUCUGACUCUGAUUUGCAUUCGCUAUUUAAUCACUCCCAAAGUGAAGAGGAAGAGCCAAGAGGCCUUAAUGAUACCCCAGAAGUGCAUGAUAAAUGGCACACUUGUAAACACCAUUCUGCAGCAUAUGUAAAAAAUAGAGGGAAGACAAGAGAUAAGAGUUCAAAUCAAGAAUGGUCUCAUUUGUCCUAUAACAAUCCUCAUCGUGGCAAUCAAGACAAUACUCACAUUCAUGUGGACAUGUCAUGUGAUGAUCUUGGACAACAUUUGCAUAGUCAACCAAUGUCAUUUGGCAAAAGAUGGGAAACUGCAAAAGGUGAUCAUUGGUUUCCUCAGCACAUGAAUCAUAACUCUUUUGAAGGUCCAAUGUCUUUUCCCUACAACAAUGAUUGGUAUGCACAUCAUGGUACCGAAGUAUUUCCAAUAGCUGUGUCCCCUAGUUAUGAUGAAGUGUCCCAAAAGCAUGGAAUUGAGCAAAAUAAUCCUACUACUGUCUUAUCUACUCCUCCUCCACCUCAAGUCUCUACAUGGGACUUCUUAUAUCCAUUUAGUAUGAAUUAUGAUGUUCCUUAUGACCACGAUUGCGAUGUGAGAGAAAUAAGAGAAAGAGAAGGCAUUCCUGAUUUAGAAGAUGAAAGUGAACAAGGUCUAACUGUGUCAGAUUUUAACCAGAAGGAAAUUGGAAGUGGGAUAAGGCAUGACUCAGGUAGUGGAAAUGUUCCACAGUUAAAUGCUAAUGAAGAUGUGCUGUCAACCAAAUGUAAAGAGCUUGAGGUUAGGGGAAAAACCGCUGAGAAAGAAAUCAAGUGUAGCUUGGAGUCUAAGGCGCCGGAAGUCAUAUGGUCUGAGGCAGUAGAAACAACAUCAGAGAGCUGUGAAUCACUUGGAGUCUGUAUUGGAAGAAUGAGUCUUAAGGAAGCAAUAUUGGAUAUAAGGAAUGAAUUCAAAUAUCUAUUUGAUAGUGGUAAAGAAUUCUCAUCAGUUAUUGAGGUGGGCAAGCUGCCACAUCUUUCUAAAAGCUUCAAAUUAAAGGGCCUUCCAUCUUCUAGAGCAAGGCUGUUGUCCAAUGCUGACAUGCGAAACAAUCAAGAGCAUGUUUGUUGUGAUCUUUCGAGUACUUUGGAGAAGCUUUAUGUGUGGGAAAAGAAACUUUAUCAAGAAGUAAUGGGUGAAGAAAAACUUCGAAUUCCCUAUGAUAAGAAGUACAAGAGGCUAAAAGAAUUGGAUAGUAGAGGUUCUGAGUCAGAUAGGAUUGAUGAAACUCUUGCUUCUAUCAAACUUUUACAUUCAGAAAUAAAUGUAUCUGUUGCAUCAAUCAGUUCAAUAUCAAGAGAGAUAAAUGAGCUAAGAGAUAAUAAGCUGCUUCCUGAAGUAAACAAAUUGAUUGAAGGAUUGAUGUAA